AUGAACCCAGAACAGAGAAAUCAGACGUCCAUCACAGAAUUCAUCCUGCUGGGAUUCAGCACUCUCCCUGAACUGCAAAUCCUUCUUUUCCUGCUGUUUCUUAUGAUCUACAUUGCAACCAUGUCUGGGAACAUCCUCAUCGUGCUGCUUGUUGUAGCUGAUUCUCACCUUCACACCCCCAUGUAUUUCUUCCUUGGGAACUUGUCCUGCCUGGAGACCUGCUACACUUCAACCAUCCUGCCCAGCAUGCUGGCCGGUCUCCUGAGUGCCCCAAUAAACUAUUCCUGUAAUGAUCCUCAGCUGAUGGAAAUGUUGGCUUUCACUCUCAGCUUGAUUUUCUUACUGGUCCCAUUCCUACUUACCUUGAUGUCCUAUAUCUGCAUCAUUGUGACCAUCCUGAGAAUCCCUUCCACCACAGGGAGGAAAAAGGCCUUUUCCACCUGCUCCUCCCACCUCAUUGUGGUGACCAUGUAUUAUGGAACUCUACUUAUUGCCUAUAUGUUCCCCACAACCAACAGACUGAGAGACUUCAAGAAAGUUCUCUCCAUCUUCUACACUGUCCUGACUCCCCUGGUGAACCCCCUCAUCUACAGCCUGAGAAACAAAGAGGUCAAGGAGGCCCUGAGAAAAGCUAGCAGGAAAUCCAUGUUUGGACAAUGCUAA
This is a messenger RNA of Gopherus flavomarginatus (Mexican gopher tortoise), 663 nucleotides long. RefSeq names its product olfactory receptor 10A7-like. Gene Ontology annotation, biological process: G protein-coupled receptor signaling pathway. The record is from RefSeq and is a predicted model, not a curated record. The coding region runs from base 1 to 663 and encodes 220 amino acids. Gene Ontology annotation, cellular component: membrane. The transcript has 2 exons. Lineage: Eukaryota; Metazoa; Chordata; Testudines; Testudinidae. Gene Ontology annotation, molecular function: olfactory receptor activity; G protein-coupled receptor activity.